GCCGGGGCGGGCGGCGGGGCCCGGCGGGCGGCCGGCGCCAUGGGCACGGUGCUGUCGCUGUCGCCGAGCUACCGGAAGGCCCCGCUGUUCGAGGAGGGGACGGCCACGGUGGGGCAUUACACGGCGGUGCAGAACAGCAAAAACGCGAAGGAGAAGGGCCUGAAGCGGCACUCGCUCAUCUCGGUGCUGCCCUGGAAGCGCAUCGCCGCCGUCUCGGCCAAGAAGAAAAGCUCCAAAAAGGUGCAGCCCAACGGCGGUUACCAGAGCAACGUCACCCACCUCAACAACGAGAACCUGAAGAAAUCGCUCUCCUGCGCCAACCUCGCCACCUUCGCGCCCCCGCCGCCCUCCUCCUCCUCCUCCUCCUCCGCCGCCGCGCUCCCCCCGGCUCAGAAGAACCCCCCCGGGGGUCCCGCCGCCGCCACCGCCACCCCGCGCCGCGUGGUGGUCCAGGCGUCCACCAGCGAACUGCUGCGCUGCCUGGGCGAGUUCCUGUGCCGCCGCUGCUACCGCCUGAAGCACCUCUCGCCCACCGACCCGGUGCUGUGGCUGCGCUCCGUGGACCGCUCGCUGCUGCUGCAGGGCUGGCAGGACCAGGGCUUCAUCACGCCGGCCAACGUGGUGUUCCUCUACAUGCUGUGCCGCGACGUCAUCUCGGCCGAGGUGGGCAGCGACCACGAACUUCAGGCGGUGCUGCUCACCUGCCUGUACCUCUCCUACUCCUACAUGGGCAACGAGAUCUCCUACCCGCUGAAGCCCUUCCUGGUGGAGAGCUGUAAGGAGGCCUUCUGGGACCGCUGCCUCUCCAUCAUCGACCUCAUGAGCCCCAAGAUGCUGCAGGUCAACGCCGACCCCCACUUCUUCACGCAGGUCUUCGCCGACCUCAAGAAGGAGAGCGGCGCGGAGGAGAAGGGCCGUCUGCUCAUCGGGCUCGACCGGUGAGCCCCGCAGCGCCCCGACCGCCGCCGCCCCGAGGUGACUCCGCCGGAGGCUUCCCCUCCCCCCGUCCGUUAUCCCCACCGAGGCGGCCCCCAUUCGGGGCUCCCGCCGCCCCAUCCGUUCUCCUCUCCGAGGCGGCCCGGAGGAGGGCUCUCCUCGGCCCGCCGCCGAUUCCCUUCGAGGUGACCCCGGCACCGACGAUCCCCAUUGAAGUGACCGACGGAGGGGUCGUGGUGUUGGAGCCCCGCGCCGCCCCGUCCGCGUCCCCUGCAGUCGGGCGGCCGCGGCCCCCAGCGCCGACCCCGCGGCGGUGGUUGCGGGUCGGGGUUCCCGUCGGGCACCGACCCGGGAGUGUUGGAAGGACCUCCGGGACGGCAUCUGCUGCUAUCGGACAAACCCCAACCAGCGGGGAACCGCCGCCAGCCCCCCACCCUCCCUUCUCUCAUCGUUGCUUUGACAGUGGUAUCGCGCAUGCAGCCAUCGGAGCAUUUUGUGUCUUCGGGAAUUAAAAAAAAAAAAGAAAAAAAAAAAAACCGAAAAAAAAAGGGAAAAAACGACAACAACAACAAAAAAAACACGCUCACACACAACGACAACAAAAAAACCCAACCCGGAGCGGGGCCGCAGCCCCGCCGCACACGGUGCCAUUCCUCCAUCGCUGUACAUUGGGAUCCGCUGCAGCUCCACGCGUCCGUUUUUUUUUUUUUUAGUGCAAUCUCCUCCGUAGAUCUGUUGACCAAAUUGGUGGGUAUUGUUCUUAAUUUAUAUCUUCGUCUCCUUUUUGUAUGUGUGUGUUUAGUGCGUUUGUACGUAUGUGUGGUUUAUAACCCGACAGACCGUGUCGCGGGGCCCCGUGUGCCUGUAAUUUAAUGCCCCCCCCUCCCCUCCCCCUUAUUUUUAUUUAUUUUUGUACUGUGCUGAUGAAAUAAAACGCACUGAGCAUCCA
This is a messenger RNA of Lagopus muta (rock ptarmigan), 1885 nucleotides long. It is a transcript of the gene CDK5R1, whose product is annotated as cyclin dependent kinase 5 regulatory subunit 1. The record is from RefSeq and is a predicted model, not a curated record. Gene Ontology annotation, cellular component: protein kinase 5 complex; cytoplasm. NCBI's taxonomy places the organism in Eukaryota, Metazoa, Chordata, Aves, Galliformes, Phasianidae. Gene Ontology annotation, biological process: positive regulation of cyclin-dependent protein serine/threonine kinase activity; activation of protein kinase activity; brain development. Gene Ontology annotation, molecular function: protein kinase binding; cyclin-dependent protein serine/threonine kinase activator activity. The coding region runs from base 40 to 942 and encodes 300 amino acids. The transcript has a single exon.